UUAGGUGUGCAUCUUCAUUUUUCGCCCGAGAGAAGUAUUGAUAUAUGUUUAUAUAUUAUAAAAAGUUGAAGUGAAAUUGAAAUUGGGAAAGUAGACAUUUGAGCCGAUAUACUGCUUAGAAUUUGCAAUGAUUGAACACUUUAAAUAUUUGCUAUGUGCGCUAUUGGCAAUUUUUCAUGUGUCUGCUGCAUUGGCAACAAAUACUACUUGGGCCUGCACUAAUAAGGAAAUCAUUCCACGGAACAAGCUCUGCGAUGGCUAUGCCGAUUGCAGCAAUGGACGCGAUGAAUCUGUAAAGGCAUGUCUGUCCAAUGCUUGUAAGGAUGAUGAAUUCCGUUGCGCCUAUGGGGCGUGCAUACGAGCCGAAUUGAAAUGUAAUAAUCAAAUCGAUUGUUUCGACCGGUCUGAUGAAAUGGAACUUUUGUGUGCCUCCGAUAAUGAAAUAUGGGCAAAGCUACAAGGAAAUUGCACGUAUGAAGAAUUUGAAUGUACUUCGGAUGAAUGUAUUGAUGACUCGCUCAUAUGCGAUGGCAUGCCAGACUGCAGUGAUGGAUCUGAUGAGACGGUAAGCGUUUGUGCCAGUAUGAUAUGCUCCGACUACUCUUUCCGCUGUGGCUACGGUGCAUGCAUAAGUGUCCAACAAGUUUGUGAUAAAAUUUGGGAUUGUGUGGAUGGAUCCGAUGAAUUAUGCUCAAUGAGUGUAGAUACGGAUACGCAGGAAGAACCACAAGAAGAAAAACGAACAUCCACGCCUACUGCUUGCACUAUACCCUACGAGAACUUGCAUCUACAAGUCUGGCUUCGUGGCACAAAGAAACUUUUGUUUUAUUUUGAUAAAAUAUUGCAAAAUGAGACUGUCGAGUUCGAGUGCUCGGCCGGUUUUGAAUUGGUUGGUGCGAACCAUUUGGUGUGUAUGGACAAUAAUUGGUACCGCCAGUGGCCCAAAUGCGUAGCGUUGCAUAGGUCCGAACAAUGUCUGCAUAAUCGCACAUCCUGUGAUAACGGUGAAUGUAUUGCUACAGCAGCACUUUGCAACGGUGUUAAGGAUUGUACAGAUGGUUCAGAUGAGACAGCGACGAAAUGUUAUGGACGCAAUUGCACCGCAAGUGAAUUUCAAUGCAAAUAUGGUGCUUGCAUUUCAAUAGGGGCAGUUUGCGAUACAAAGCAACACUGUGCGGACGGUUCGGAUGAGACGCUGCUGCUUUGUACCAAAGAUGAAAAUGAUUUCUAUAACAUAUUGCAAGGCGGAAAUCCCAAUGACUUAUCUUGUGAAAGUGGUAAAUUUAUCGCACAGGAAUUAUUUUGUGUUGGCAAAGCGGAUUGUGACGACGCCUCUGAUGAAACUGAAACAUAUGGCGGGUGCAUUGAUACAAAUAAAUUUUGUAACGGAGAAAUUGAUUGCAUUGAUAGGUCGGAUGAGAAUGAAUUUUUCGCUAAAUGCCCGCACCACAAUUCAUCAUCAGAAGUCGAGUAUAAACAAUCCACCAGCCCUUGCAACAUUCUAGAUGAUCAAAAUCUCGAAAUAUAUAAUGAAAACGAACAAGUUUAUUCAAAACCCGGUUACUUUGACAGUGAAGCUCGAAUCAUUUUAACAUGCAAAAAUAAUUACACAAUAGCAGCCAAUACACCGAAAGUGGUGCGCAUUUGCGAUCAACAGGGUUGGAUUGAUACAUUUGAGCCGAUAUACUGCUUAGAAUUUGCAAUGAUUGAACACUUUAAAUAUUUGCUAUGUGCGCUAUUGGCAAUUUUUCAUGUGUCUGCUGCAUUGGCAACAAAUACUACUUGGGCCUGCACUAAUAAGGAAAUCAUUCCACGGAACAAGCUCUGCGAUGGCUAUGCCGAUUGCAGCAAUGGACGCGAUGAAUCUGUAAAGGCAUGUCUGUCCAAUGCUUGUAAGGAUGAUGAAUUCCGUUGCGCCUAUGGGGCGUGCAUACGAGCCGAAUUGAAAUGUAAUAAUCAAAUCGAUUGUUUCGACCGGUCUGAUGAAAUGGAACUUUUGUGUGCCUCCGAUAAUGAAAUAUGGGCAAAGCUACAAGGAAAUUGCACGUAUGAAGAAUUUGAAUGUACUUCGGAAGAAUGUAUUGAUGACUCGCUCAUAUGCGAUGGCAUGCCAGACUGCAGUGAUGGAUCUGAUGAGACGGUAAGCGUUUGUGCCAGUAUGAUAUGCUCCGACUACUCUUUCCGCUGUGGCUACGGUGCAUGCAUAAGUGUCCAACAAGUUUGUGAUAAAAUUUGGGAUUGUGUGGAUGGAUCCGAUGAAUUAUGCUCAAUGAGUGUAGAUACGGAUACGCAGGAAGAACCACAAGAAGAAAAACGAACAUCCACGCCUACUGCUUGCACUAUACCCUACGAGAACUUGCAUCUACAAGUCUGGCUUCGUGGCACAAAGAAACUUUUGUUUUAUUUUGAUAAAAUAUUGCAAAAUGAGACUGUCGAGUUCGAGUGCUCGGCCGGUUUUGAAUUGGUUGGUGCGAACCAUUUGGUGUGUAUGGACAAUAAUUGGUACCGUCAGUGGCCCAAAUGCGUAGCGUUGCAUAGGUCCGAACAAUGUCUGCAUAAUCGCACAUCCUGUGAUAACGGUGAAUGUAUUGCUACAGCAGCACUUUGCAACGGUGUUAAGGAUUGUACAGAUGGUUCAGAUGAGACAGCGACGAAAUGUUAUGGACGCAAUUGCACCGCAAGUGAAUUUCAAUGCAAAUAUGGUGCUUGCAUUUCAAUAGGGGCAGUUUGCGAUACAAAGCAACACUGUGCGGACGGUUCGGAUGAGACGCUGCUGCUUUGUACCAAAGAUGAAAAUGAUUUCUAUAACAUAUUGCAAGGCGGGUGUGUAGAUGAUGAAGACGAAGUAUUCAUCGCGUGCCUUUCGGGUGAAUGCAUCCCACAGUCAUCUAUAUGCAAUGGCGUACCAGAUUGCAGUGAUCGCUCCGAUGAGACGGUAAAAAUGUGCGCUCACGUCAAGUGUCUUAACACAGAGUUCGCUUGCGCUUAUGGCGCCUGUGUGCCCGGCAGCGCACAUUGUGAUGGGCAAGUGGACUGUGUCGAUGGUUCGGAUGAAAUGCGCGAAUUGUGUGAGUACGUUAAAGCCGAAAGGGCGAAGCAUGAAGAGGAAAUCAAUUUCGAUGACAGUUAUGAAGCGAACAUUGAUAAAAUCGAAGCAACCCAAGAAGACCGACUUAUUAAGGCAAUGAAAGACAUUAUCGCCGAGAGUCUGCCAUCACAACCAAUUCAUAUGGGUGUGGCAUACCGACGGUGUACAAUACCUGUUGAUCGUGUGGCCCUACGUGCCGUUCUUGCAGAGCAGAAUGCAACUCUGAAAGUAGGCAGCCAAGUUGAUAUCGGCAAAAUUGUCACUUUUAGUUGCGAGGAAACCUGGCAAUUGGUUGAGGGGGAAGCUGAACUUUUAUGCAUGCCGCUCGGUGAGUGGUCUUCAAUUGUACCGAAAUGCGAAAAACGGUGUCCUCCGCAAUGGAGUGGAAUUUCCACUACCAGUACAUGCACAUAUAACGACAAAGCGACUGAUUGUGGAGUGCACAGCAAGCCAGGCACUAAGGCAGUUGUACAAUGCGGUCAAGGGUAUGAGGCAAUCAUGCAACGAGUGGACCUUCAUUGCGGUGUGGAGGGAGAAUGGGAUGCUCCGAGAUUUAAGUGUCAGGCGAAAUGUACGUUACCAGCGUCCAACCUAUUUAACGAGAAAAAUGAGAUGUUGGUAAAUAUUUUUAAAUUAAGUAAAAAUGAGAAGGAAGCGUUGAAUCCAAUUUUCAAACUGGAAUGCAAAGGCACCAUAAUUUCGCCGAAACUUGUGUUGACGUCUGCUCUGUGCUUUAGUUACAUUGACUUAUCCUAUAUAGCGGCAGCAAACGAUCCCAUUAUGUAUCGCAUCCUACCAGCGACCACACAAAUUGACAGUUUCAAUCAAUAUGAGCAACUCUCCUAUAGCCAUAACAUCUCUCAAAUUAUAAUAGCUGAUGACUUCACUACUGACGACUUAGAUCCACCAGCGAUUGUUGUGCUUGUCGAUUACUUUGCUCCAAACAUAGCUACACCGAUUUGUAUGGAGUUCUCGAGGUCUUGUUUGAAUAGAGAAAAUGGAAUGGAAGACUCUGCUGAAAUACUGGCUAACAAGAAGGGAGUCGCUUUCUCAUCGAACGGCUGUUUCGCUGUUGUCGGCCAAAGCGAACUGAUCUUUAUGGAUAAAUAUAAGCAGUGGCUCGAAAUGCAUAUUCUAAGUUAUAAAUAUCUAUUAUAGUUAAAAAAAUGUGCAGAUGUACAUAUACACAUUUUUUAAUAAAAUG
This is a messenger RNA of Anastrepha obliqua, 4292 nucleotides long. RefSeq names its product low-density lipoprotein receptor-related protein 2-like. Gene Ontology annotation, molecular function: protein binding. Gene Ontology annotation, cellular component: plasma membrane. Bases 128 to 4246 code for a protein of 1372 amino acids. NCBI's taxonomy places the organism in Eukaryota, Metazoa, Arthropoda, Insecta, Diptera, Tephritidae. The transcript has 14 exons. The record is from RefSeq and is a predicted model, not a curated record.